ACUCCCCGCCCCUGCCCGCGUCUGCCCCUUCCGCGCUGGCCUCAAGAUGGCCGCUUGCUGGCGUCUCUGGCGCUGUUGAAUGGCGAAAGCUUUAUUGUUCCCUUCGGGCAGGAGUGUUCGUGUCCUCUAUGGCGCUGUCAAUAAAGAACGGCAGUUUGAAUCGGUGCUGAACAGAGAAUCAGUGGAUUACAGACCUCAGUGUCAUAUUGCCUGAGUUUGAACUCCACACUGCCACACACUAGCUGUGAGACCCCUCUGGAGAGAGGAAGUGAAGUCCUGGGGCAGAGCUGCUGUGAUGGAGCUCCCCAACUACAGCCGGCAGCUGCUGCAGCAACUGUACACACUGUGCAAGGAGCAGCAGUUCUGUGACUGCACCAUUUCCAUCGGCACCAUUUACUUCAGGGCUCACAAACUUGUCCUGGCCGCAGCCAGCCUUCUGUUCAAAACCUUGCUGGACAACACAGACACCAUCUCCAUCGAUGCGGCUGUGGUGAGCCCCGAGGAGUUUGCCCUCUUGUUAGAAAUGAUGUAUACUGGCAAAUUACCUGUGGGCAAACACAACUUCUCCAAAAUCAUCUCUUUAGCCGACAGCCUGCAGAUGUUUGAUGUGGCUGUAAGCUGUAAGAAUCUUCUGACCAGCCUUGUAAACUGCUCCGUGCAGGGUCAGGUGGUAAGGGACAUCUCUGCACCAUCCUCAGAGUCCUGUAGGAAAGAAGAAACAGAAAUGCCUCAAAUAGCAGUCCUUUCCUCUGAAGGUGCAGCAGUGUCCCUUUCCUCCCUGGAGGCUUCUGCCACCUCAGGGAUCCCUGUGAAAGCCGAGGCCCAGGAAGCAAUCCAUAUGGGGACCCAAGAGAUGAGUGCAGGUCAUCCCACUGCCCAGGAGAUUCCAGGGGAUGCAGAAGCCCCAGUGGAGACUCCUCACCCAGCUGAUGUUGGUUCCCCCUCACCUGCUGGACAGACCUUGAGUGGAGCAAAGGGGGCGAGCACAGAACCAGAAUGUGAGAGGAAACAAUACCAGCUGAGUUUUCUUCUAGAAAAUGAAAAUGUUUUCUCAGAUGCACUCUUGGUUACUCAGGACAUUUUUAAAAGACUAGAAGAAUGUUCAGAAAUUAAAGGCCCACAGAAGGAGAUUGUAAUGGAAUGUCUUGAGGGUAAAGGAGGACCUGCAGCAUUCCAGAGAAUCCUGGAGAAAGUAAGAGCCGAGAGCCUGGAUGUGCAGACUGUUGUGUCCCUGCUGAGACUGUACCAGGAUUCUAAUCCUGCAGUAAAAACUGCACUGUCAGGCCCACAGCCAGAAGAUGCAGCCCCAGUGCAGCCAAAAGGGAGCACAGGGGAGGAAAAGACCUUGUCUGUUCUGUUACUGGAACACAAAGAGGACCUGAUACAGUGUGUAACACAGCUGAGACCUAUUACGGAGUUCCUAGAAACAGCCAAGGAGGAAUUCCUGCCUGGCACCGAGAAAAGGGUGAUUCUGAAUUGCUGUGAGGGCAGAACACCCAAAGAGACAAUAGAAAAUAUGUUACACAGAAUAACUGAAGAAAAAACCCUGACUGCUGAGAGUUUGGUAAAACUCCUCCACGCUGUGAAGAUGACGUUCCCAAACUUGGACCUUCUGCUGGAGAAUUUGCAGAAAUUAGCCACUUUGCCCAAUACCACAGUCCAGCCAAACCCUGAUGAUUAUGGGACUGAGCUACUGAGACGAUAUCAUGAAAACCUGUCUGAGAUUUUCACAGACAACCAGAUGUUGCUAAGGAUGAUCUCACACGUGAAGAGUAUAGCCCCUGGAGAAAGAGAAGUUAUGGAGAAGCUUGUGAAACAGGGCUCUGGCUCAGGUGGUUUCAGCUCCCUGAUGUCAGCAGUUCUAGAAGAGCAGACUGUCUCUGCAACAGCCAUUUGGCAGCUACUUCUGGCAGCUCAGGAGACAAAGACCUGCCCAUUGAACGUGGUUGUGGAAGAAAUACGAAAGGAGCCUGGUGCCAGUGCUUUCUUCCGGGCAGUGACCACCUCAGAAACUGCUGCCUUAGAAAUAGUCCUGAGGCAUAACAAGUUGAUCAUAGAGGCCAUCCAACAGAGGGGUGAGCUCAAGCCCUUUUCCUUGGAGGAAGAGCAGCUGGCCAGAACUUUGAAAGAGAUUCUGAGCAUUUCCUCUGAGACAACCAGCCCUGAAGCUUCCUUGAGAGCAGUGCUGAGCAGAGCCAUGGAAAAAUCAGUCUCGGCCAUUGCAAUCUGUCACCUCCUGUGCAGUGUCCACAAAUCUUUCCCAAGCCUACACCCCGUCAUGCAGGAAUUGGCACUUAUUGGUUUCCUUACUAAGGAAAAUGGAGAGAAGGAAAUAUGGAAGGUGAGUAAUAAAUUUCACCUUGAAGCCAAUGACAAAGAGAAUGAAAAGGCUGCGGAAGAUGACUGCCAGCCUGCAGAACAGAACGACCAGGGAGAGGCUGGUUCCUUGCCAGAACAACAAGAGAAAGACACUUCUGUCUCCCCAGACUCUGCCAAGAAGAGCUUUGUCUGUAAGGCCUGUGACAAGAGCUUCCAUUUCUACUGCCGCCUGAAGGUGCACAUGAAGCGCUGCCGGGUAGCCAAGAGCAAACAGGUGCAGUGUAAGGACUGCAGUGAGACCAAGGAUUCCAAGAAAGAGCUGGAGAAGCAUCAGCUGGAGGCCCAUGGUACAAAUGGAGACCCUGAAGUCCCCAAGAAGAAGAAGAAGAGGCUCCCAGUGACAUGUGACCUCUGUGGAAGAGAAUUUGCGCAUGCCUCAGGCAUGCAGUACCAUAAACUGACAGAGCACUUUGACGAGAAGCCUUUCUCCUGUGAGGAGUGCGGGGCCAAGUUCGCAGCCAACUCCACCCUGAAGAACCACCUCCGCCUGCACACUGGGGACCGCCCCUUCAUGUGCAAGCACUGCCUCAUGACCUUCACCCAAGCCUCGGCCCUGGCCUACCAUACCAAGAAGAAGCACUCAGAAGGAAAAAUGUAUGCUUGCCAGUACUGUGAUGCUGUGUUUGCCCAGUCCAUUGAGCUGUCCCGCCAUGUGAGGACCCACACCGGGGACAAACCAUAUGUCUGCAGGGACUGUGGCAAGGGCUUCAGGCAAGCCAAUGGCCUCUCCAUCCACCUGCACACCUUUCACAACAUAGAAGAUCCUUAUGAUUGCAAGAAAUGCAGGAUGAGUUUCCCCACUCUGCAGGAUCACCGGAAGCAUAUCCAUGAGGUGCAUUCCAAGGAGUACCACCCCUGCCCCACCUGUGGGAAGAUCUUUAGUGCUCCUUCCAUGCUGGAGCGUCACAUGGUGACCCAUGUCGGAGGGAAGCCCUUCAGCUGUGGGAUCUGCAACAAGGCUUACCAGCAAUUGUCUGGUUUGUGGUAUCACAAUCGGACCCACCACCCAGAUGUAUUUGCUGCUCAGAACCAUCGAUCAUCCAAGUUCUCAUCGCUUCAGUGCAGCUCCUGUGACAAAACCUUUUCCAACACCAUUGAGCACAAGAGGCACAUCAAAGCAGAGCAUGCAGAUCUAAAGUUCCACGAAUGUGAGCAGUGUAAGGAGCUCUUCCCCACUCCAGCUCUGCUGCAGGUUCACAUCAAGUGCCAGCAUUCAGGGUCCCAGCCAUUCAGGUGCUUGUACUGUGCAGCCACUUUCCGCUUCCCUGGAGCAUUGCAGCACCACGUCACCACGGAGCACUUUAAGCAGUCAGAGAGCACCUUCCCCUGUGAGCUCUGUGGGGAGCUCUUCACUUCCCAGGCUCAGCUGGAUGGCCACCUGGAGUCUGAGCACCCAAAGGUGACGGGGACUGAAACCCAGGAAGCCACCUCCCAGAUGGUGCAGGUGAUCCAGACUUCAGAGCCGGCAGCCCCGACUGAGCAGGUGAUCACCCUGGAGGAGACCCAGCUUGCUGGGUCGCAGGUGUUUGUGACUUUGCCAGACUCUCAGACAUCUCAGGCCAGCUCUGAGCUCGUGGCGGUGACUGUGGAGGAUCUGCUGGAUGGUACUGUGACCCUGAUCUGUGGUGAGGCCAAGUUAAUACUUCUGCCCACCCUGACUGCCUCCCUCGCUUCCUCUGGAGUUGAUGAUGUUCCUAAUGAACCUGCAGCUGGCAGGCCACUCUGUGCCUGCACAAACAAGAGCAGCAGGCUGCCCCUAGCUCUGCUCCUGCCACCAGGCCAGGCCGCUUGCCUUGUGCGCAGCCAGCUGUAUGAGCUCUCCUAGGCUACAUGCUUAUUGCAGGUCAGUGAUCCUUUGGAGUCUGAAUUUCACAAAGCCUUUUAUCUUUAGUUCCUAAAACAUAAUCUGGUAAUUAAUGGUUUGUGGAAUCCAUUAUGAAGUGCAAUUAGAUGGAUGUUGGUUCCUGCCGUUUAGAAAGAAUGACUAGCAUUUAUCUUUUCCUUGAUGCCCAAAGGUUGGAGUAGGCUAGUGCACUGUUUAUACAGCAGGCAGGGCCCCCUGCUUCUUAGUGUGGCUUGACCCCUUGUGGAGAGGGUGUCCAGUUUGAUCACUCACCCUCAUGCUGCACACUGCCAGAGAGAUAAGCCCACCCCUUUUUCCAGUCAGGUGUGCCCCACCCACCACGGCUGUGAGGUACAUCACCAUGUGAUGCACAUGGGGUUGAGGUGGUCAUAGGUGGAGCUUUUAUUGCUGCACACAGGCACACAGGCAGGUGGGCACAGCUAAAAGCGCAGAGGUAGAGCCUUGGUUCUGACCAGUAUUUUCAGGGGCUGGCUAUUGUCUUCACUGGCAUUGGCUUUGUGGAGGCAAUCCUGGCAACAGUGAGUUCCAGCCCAGGCCAGCUCGCCCCAGCCAACUCCUCCCACCUCCCAUCCUCCUUUUUCUGAUAUCUAAAUCAGUUGAGCUUGUCAGUUCUGGGAUCUUCCCAUCCCGAAGGGUAAGGGAAGUCUUUAAAGGAGAGGUGGCCUCAGGAGCCAAAUACUGACCAGAAGAUGGUGCUCAAACCUUAAGAUGUCUCCCUGGGCAGACCGUGCUGUUUCUACCAAGUCUGCCCUCAUCCUAAGGUUUUUCAGUCCCCAUGGUUGGCAGAUCAGGGAGCUCUUGAUCUGCAAGUGGCAAAAUGGCACAGACUCUCCUCUUGGCAGAUGAACCCCCUUAAAGACAGUGGAGUGGCACAGGCUACCAGGCCUUGGUGCCAGGCCCAGCAGGUCAGAGUGCAGCACCUCAUAAGCCGUAGGAUGGUGGAAUUGCACUGAGUGGCAUCAGAACUUCUGCCUGCCAAAAGGCAAGAUAGUAACACAUCAAGUGCCUAGGGCUUGUAGCAGAAAGUUGUUUCUUCUUAAGUCUUCGAAUAAAAGCUGUAAGUUUUAAA
Messenger RNA from Heterocephalus glaber (naked mole-rat), 5312 nucleotides. RefSeq names its product zinc finger and BTB domain containing 40 (gene Zbtb40). Lineage: Eukaryota; Metazoa; Chordata; Mammalia; Rodentia; Bathyergidae. Gene Ontology annotation, biological process: regulation of transcription by RNA polymerase II. Gene Ontology annotation, molecular function: protein binding; DNA-binding transcription factor activity, RNA polymerase II-specific. Gene Ontology annotation, cellular component: nucleus. The record is from RefSeq and is a predicted model, not a curated record.